Molecule: messenger RNA, 156 nt
Organism: Funneliformis mosseae
Lineage: Eukaryota; Fungi; Glomeromycota; Glomeromycetes; Glomerales; Glomeraceae
Source: the annotation of a GenBank genome assembly
AUGAAACAACCGUGGCAACAAUCAAAGAAGUCAGAGUUGGAAGGAGAUGGAGUUGCUGCAGAAGGAAUUGAAAAGAGAAGCUGGGGGUAUCUAAGAGAUGAUGAGAGAAAGCAGUAUUUGAACGGGGAGCAAAUGCAAUACUCAGACAGGUUAUAG